Colias croceus (clouded yellow) is the source of this 1016-nucleotide messenger RNA. Its product is annotated as kunitz serine protease inhibitor Pr-mulgin 2-like. The coding region runs from base 611 to 898 and encodes 95 amino acids. Gene Ontology annotation, molecular function: serine-type endopeptidase inhibitor activity. The record is from RefSeq and is a predicted model, not a curated record. Lineage: Eukaryota; Metazoa; Arthropoda; Insecta; Lepidoptera; Pieridae. The transcript has 2 exons.
UUCAUUCCAUUCUUAUAAAUCUUAAUUUCUUACGUUUUGUGAAUUUUGCGUUCUUUUGACGUGAAUAUUUUCUUUAAACUUUUGUUGUUAUCUACUUUUAAUGUAAAAAUGGUGGCCUUAAAUAUGUGACCCACUUUUAUCGGGACAAGGCCGUUGGCUUGUUUUGUAUAACCUACUUGGAAGAAGUCGCAUACGUUAGUUGAAAUAUUAUGUUAUCAAUUUAACCCCACAAAGCGAUAAUUUCCAAAUUUUGAGCCAACUCGAGCGCACAUUUAAAGAGAUCGACAUCGUCAGCAAUAAUAGAAUAGUGAUCGAUUUCAAUUUUUUUUAAAGAUGCGGAUUUCGUAAUUUGUAAAACGAGCAAUUCGAAGUGCAGUGCAGUGUGUUAAGCGUAAGCGAACGCAUAAAAUUCAGUGUCGGGUCGGAUGGUACGAUGCGCGGUUGGUGGCGUUCGCGUCGGAGACGCUAGCGUGAACGGUACAGGGCAGCGGAAAGGGUGUCGGGCCGCGAGCGCGAGGACUGGUGCCCGCACGAGGCGAGGCGUCAUGCGCUGACGUGCACAAGGCGCUGCGCAUGCUGUGGCGCAGCGCGAUGCCCCCCCGGGCCUGAGAUGGAGGAGGGAGGGUACUGGCGGCCGUCCUGCUCGACGCUGUCGCUCGCGGAGCACCAUGGCAGCUCGACGCACCUGUGCGCCCGCCACGCGCCGCGCAUGCCGCACCGCCACCUGCCGCACGGCCCGCACGCGCACCACGCGCACCACGCGCACGCGCACGCGCACCACCUGCAGCACGCGCAGCCGCUCUCCUGCCCGGUGCACAGCCCCUUCCGACAGCCCACGCCGGAGUACUGCGCUGCUCAUGCACAGGAUACGACGACGGACCGUUUCCAUCGAGUUUAAAGAAUAUGCCCUAUUACUGCUACCAAGUGCCGUCCAAAGGCCCUUGUGAAGGAAUGUUCUUCGUGUGGUUCUUUGACGUAGUUAGAAGGAAAUGUAUGCCCAUGAUAUAUUCUGGAUG